Gadus macrocephalus (Pacific cod) is the source of this 2776-nucleotide messenger RNA. It is a transcript of the gene exoc8, whose product is annotated as exocyst complex component 8. NCBI's taxonomy places the organism in Eukaryota, Metazoa, Chordata, Actinopteri, Gadiformes, Gadidae. Bases 121 to 2187 code for a protein of 688 amino acids. Gene Ontology annotation, biological process: Golgi to plasma membrane transport; intracellular protein localization; exocytosis. The record is from RefSeq and is a predicted model, not a curated record. The transcript is spliced from 4 exons. Gene Ontology annotation, cellular component: exocyst.
AAGGCGUCAACCUUGUUGUAGCUUCCUGUUUGGGUUGCAAGCUGACGGGAGCUAGCUUGAUUUACAAUUGAUUGUAUACAGCCCCUACAUCGUACAAGUAAAGAAGGCAUCGGUUUAAAAAUGUCAGAAACUGGAAGUCGGCUGCGAAAGCAGUUGGAAUCUGCUAAUUUUGAUCCGCAGAACUACGUCAAGCAGCUGUCACAGCAAUCAGAUGGCGACAGGGAUUUGCAGGAACAUCGUCAAAAAAUACAGACAUUGGCCGAUGAAACGGCGCAAAACCUGAAGAAAAAUGUCUAUAAGAAUUACAGGCAGUUUAUUGAGACGGCCAAAGAAAUCUCCUACUUGGAGAGUGAGAUGUACCAGCUCAGUCAUAUUCUUACAGAGCAGAAGAGCAUAAUGGAGAGCAUCACACAGGCCUUGUUGUCAACAGACAAGGAUGAAACUUCAAAAGAGAUGCUAGCCGCCUUCCCAAAGGAAACAGAAGAAGUAAAGCAGAGGACUCUGACGUCACUACUAGAGAAAGUCGAGGGGGGUAAGAACAUCAUGGACACCCCGGGAAGGCACUUGGUGUACAAUGGGGACCUUGCUGAAUUUGAUGUUGAAAACAUGAACCCAGUCCAGAGAGUGCAUGCUUUUCUAAUGAACGACUGCCUGCUUAUUGCCACCUGGCUGCCCAAUCGCCGGGGUACGGUGAAGUAUAAAUACAACGCCCUGUAUGAUUUGGAGAGCUUUGCUGUGGUCAACGUGAAGGAGCACCCGCCCAUGAAGGACAUGUUUAAGAUCCUCAUGUUCCCAGACAGCCGCAUCUUCCAGGCGGAAAACAGCAAAGUAAAAAAAGAGUGGCUGGAGAUUCUGGACGAAACCAAGAAGAACAAAGUCACCAAGGACAAACGCAAGAAGGAGGAGGAGAUGCCCAGCUCCCCACAGCGACCUGAGGUGUCAACCAACCCCUUCGACGACGAGGAGGAAGACCUGCCCGCCGACUCGGGAGGUGCCGUGGUGGACCUGGGCAUGGAGUGGAUCCAGGAGCUUCCGGAAGACCUUGAUGUGUGCAUUGCUCAGCGGGACUUUGAGGGCGCCGUGGACCUGCUGGACAAACUGAACGAGUACCUCCGCGACCAACCCGUCACACAGAGCGUCAAGGAGCUCAGGGGCAAGGUGGAGGAGCGCGUACGUCAGCUGACGGAGGUGCUGGUGUUUGAGCUGUCCCCGGACCGGUCGCUCCGUGGCGGACCCAAGGCCACCCGCCGGGCCGUGUCCCAGCUGGUCAGACUAGGCCAAUCCACCAAGGCUUGCGAGCUGUUCCUGAAGAACCGCGCGGCGGCCGUGCAGACAGCCAUACGCCAGCUGCGCAUCGAGGGCGCCACCCUGCUCUACAUCCACAAGCUGUGCAACAUCUUCUUCACCAGCCUGCUGGAGACCGCCAAGGAGUUUGAGAUGGACUUCGCCGGAAACACGGGCUGCUACUCAGCGUUCGUGGUCUGGUCCCGCUCGGCCAUGAGAAUGUUCGUCAGUGCCUUCAGCAAGCAGGUGUUUGACAGCCAGGAGAGCCUGACGACAGCGGCGGAGUGCGUAAAGGUGGCCAAGGAGCACUGCAAGCAGCUGAGCGACAUUGGCCUGGACCUGAGCUUCACGCUGCAGUCCAUGCUGGUGAAGGACGUCAAGACGGCCCUGCUCAGCUACAAGGACAUCAUCAUCGAGGCCACCAAGCACCGCAACUCUGAGGAGAUGUGGCGGCGUAUGAACCUCAUGACCCCAGAGGCCCUGGCCAAACUAAAGGAGGAGAUGCGCGUCAGCGGCAUCGGCGACUUUGAGCAGUACACGGGCGACGACUGUUGGGUGAACCUGAGCUACACGGUGGUGAGCUUCACCAAGCAGAUGAUGGGCUUCCUGGAGGAGGGCCUGAAGCUGUACGUGGCCGAGCUGCACAUGGUGCUGCUGGAGAGCCUGCGGGAGAUCAUCCUGGUGGCGGUGCAGCACGUGGACUACAGCCUGCGCUGCGAGCAGGACGGCGAGAAGAAGGCCUUCGUGGUGCACAACGCCUCCUUCCUGCACGACACGGUGCUGCCCGUGGUGGAGCUGCGCUUCGAGGAGGCCGUGGGCAAGCCCGCCAAGCAGCUGCAGGACCUGAGGAAGAGCACCCGCUCGCUGAAGGUGAACCCCGAGAGCACCACCUCGCUGGUGUAGGAUGGCCCCUCUCUCCGGCGCUCCCGGGGCCGGCGAGGCCCUUAGAUAAAAAAUAUAGCCCCUUAUGAUUACUUUGAAAAUAUUUACGUACACACUAAUACAGACCAUAAUGCCGAAAGCCGUUGCUGCCAGAAGAACCACAUUUAAAGUGCACAUUUCAGAACAUUAAUGUAAAGAUCAACACAAUGGGAAAGAGUGCUGGCGAGGUGUCAUUAUUUUAAAUGCUAUGUUUGUCGAUGUUUGUUCGAGUCAUUGUUGAGCUGGAUUAGAGAAAAAUAACCUGAAUGAUUUAUUUUCCCCUUGUAUAGUUUUGUAAUCCUUUACUUUUAAUGCUUUUAUGAUGGGGUUUUGUGUAUAUUAUGUGGUCUCACAUGUAUCCACAGGAGGUAUACAGUACUAACAAUUUAACUGGGCUUUAAAAUUUCACCUCAUUGUAUUGAAGCCUUAAACAAAAUAUGUGAUAGAUUAAAGGGAUGAUUGGUUUAAAAUGCCAUUGCACUGUUGCAGAGCUGUAGAGUAAAAGUAUCACUGUCUACGUUGCCAGAUAUUGAUUGUAGCACAUUCAAUUAAAAUACUAUCAAUAUGCACA